AUGAGGUUGCAUCAAAUUGUGUUGCUAUUGGUGUUUGUAGCAACAUGUGUGUUGGCAAAUCAAAGUCAACAGCAGGUGCCUAUUAAAGCAGAGGUUGUAUCAGACCAACAGCAAGAGCAAGGAAGACCGGAGGGCACCAAUCCCUUAGCUGGGCUGCCACAGGACAUCCCUGACGAGGAGAUGGCUUCUUUGGAAAAGGAAAAGUUUACAUUUCAGACUGAAGUAUCCCGCUUGAUGCAUCUCAUCAUCAACUCGCUCUACAAGACGCGUGAAAUCUUCUUGAGAGAACUGAUCUCGAACGCAUCUGAUGCCCUGGACAAGAUCCGCUUCCUCUCGCUUACAGAUCCCAAUGCCAUUGCAGCUAAACCUAGUCUCAGCAUCACCAUUGCUGCUGACCCCGACAAGAAGACGCUGGUAAUCACUGAUUCUGGUAUUGGUAUGACACGUCAACAGCUCAAAGACAACUUGGGCACCAUUGCAAAGUCUGGCACAUCUGAAUUUUUGGCCAAGAUGGAGAACGGCAAUAGCGAUAUAACGCAGAUUGGACAAUUUGGUGUUGGCUUUUACUCUGUGUUUUUGGUCGCUGAUAGAGUCACUGUGGCCUCCAAGUCCAACGAUGAUCCAGACCAGCAUAUUUGGAUGAGCACUGCCGUAGAUGAUUUCACCAUUGCCAAGGAUCCUCGCGGAAACACGCUAAAGCGUGGUACUCAGAUUACGCUUUACUUGAAGCCUGAUGCCUACCGCUUCCUGCAGGAAAAGAACUUGAAGGCAUUGGUGCACAAGUAUUCUCAAUUUAUCACAUUCCCCAUCAUGGUGUGGAGCGGUCAAGAGGAGGAGGUUCCUGUGUCAGAGGAGGAUACUUUGUUGAAUGACGAUGUGGUAGAGGAAAGCAUCGACAAUGAUGGCAAGAAGGACAACAAGCAAAAGACAGAGAAGCGUAUGGUGUACGGAUGGCACCAUGUCAAUGUCCAAAAGCCCAUUUGGAUGCGUGAUCCCAAGGAUAUCACUGAAGAGGACCACAAGGAGUUUUUCAAGUCGCUGACACGUGAACCCAGUGAUCCACUCGCAUGGACUCAUUUCAAAGGUGAAGGAGAAAUCGAGUUUAGAACACUACUCUACGUGCCUCCCGUGGUGAACGACGUUUUUUAUCAAAAUGUUCAAAAAGACCAAUCCAACCAUCCCAUCAAGUUGUUUGUCAAGCGUGUGUUUAUCAGUGAUGAAGUCGAUCUGCUGCCCAAAUGGCUGUCUUUCCUCAAGGGUAUCGUGGACGCUGAUGACAUGCCACUGAACGUAUCUCGCGAAACUCUGCAAAAGCACCGCAGCCUUCGUAUCAUUACGCGUCAUUUGGUCAAGAAGGCACUCGAUAUGUUUACAAAUCUCAGUGAGAGCGAUCCCAAGGCAUUUGCAAAGUUCCUCGGUCAAUAUAGCACUAUUCUCAAGUAUGGUGCCAUUGAAGAUCAGCCUUACCGCAAGAAAAUUACCAGUUUACUGCGUUUUGCGACCUCCACCAACACAGAAGCCUUCAGCAGCAGUCUGGAUGACUACAUUGACCGUGCCAAAGCUGAUCAAAAGAGCAUCUACUUUAUGACAGGUAGCAACAUUGCUGAAAUCGAGCAAUCUCCUUUUAUCGAAAGCCUGCUAGCCCGUGGAUAUGAAAUCAUUUACUUUACCGACCCCAUUGAUGAAUCAUUCGUUGACAAUAUUCCGGGAUACAAUGGCAAGCAGUUUGUCAACAUUGCCAAGGGUGAUUUGACAUUUGAUGACGAUGAGCAGGAUAUGGAUCGAGGAUUGGAGGCCAAAUUCAAGCCUUUGACAGAUUGGUUGUUUGACACGCUUUAUGAAAGCAUUGAAAAGGCUGUUAUUUCUCAUCGCUUAACCACCUCGCCUUUUGCUAUUGUAGCGCCCAAGACUGGUCUCAGUGGUCAUGCUCAACGUGUAUUGGAUGCGCAAGGUGUCAAUCACAAGAACCCAAACAUGGAGUACAUUCUAGAGAGUAUGCGUUUGCAAAAGAAGGUUCUGGAGAUCAAUCCCAACCAUCCCGUCAUUACUACUUUACUGGAUUACGUCGAGGAAGACAACAUUACCGAGGAAAUGACCAAUUUGAUUCAACUCAUGUAUGAAACAACUGCUAUUCGCAGUGGAUUUCCUUUGAAGGACAUGACACAGUUUGCUGGUCGUGUGGAAGGCUUGAUCCGUAAAGCAGUAGGUGUUUCUAUUUUGGAGGAAGCCAAGGUCAAGGUGAAGAAGGCCAGCGAAAAGACGGAGGAGGAGAAAAAGGCAGACGAAGAGCUAAAAAAGACAAACAUUGUUUACGAGGACGAGUUCAACAAUGAUAUGGAUCACGACGAGCUCUAG
Mucor velutinosus is the source of this 2355-nucleotide messenger RNA. RefSeq lists its product as uncharacterized. The record is from RefSeq and is a predicted model, not a curated record. Lineage: Eukaryota; Fungi; Mucoromycota; Mucoromycetes; Mucorales; Mucoraceae. Gene Ontology annotation, cellular component: endoplasmic reticulum; perinuclear region of cytoplasm. Bases 1 to 2355 code for a protein of 784 amino acids. Gene Ontology annotation, molecular function: ATP-dependent protein folding chaperone; ATP binding; ATP hydrolysis activity. The transcript has 2 exons. Gene Ontology annotation, biological process: protein folding.